This is a messenger RNA of Boleophthalmus pectinirostris (great blue-spotted mudskipper), 817 nucleotides long. Its product is annotated as saxitoxin and tetrodotoxin-binding protein 1-like. The record is from RefSeq and is a predicted model, not a curated record. The transcript is spliced from 6 exons. NCBI's taxonomy places the organism in Eukaryota, Metazoa, Chordata, Actinopteri, Gobiiformes, Gobiidae. Bases 128 to 784 code for a protein of 218 amino acids.
ACCCUGAACCUGCUCUCGGUCAGUCUAGGACGCCACCUUUGGCUUUGGCUCCAUGCUGAGCUCUGAUUGGCCCGAUUACUAUAGAUAAAGGCGUGUGAUUGAUUGUGGUCUCACUCUGUCCAUCGAGAUGAAGUCCACAUUGAGAGUCCUGGGUCUGGUUGUGGUUCUGGUCUUGGUCCAAGCUGAGCCCAAAGACAAAGACAAAGGCCACGACCACGAACCACAAUGUGAAGGCCUCAAGAAGACCAUCAAAGAGGAGCAACUGCAUGAGGUGGAGGGGGUCUGGGUGGCGAUCUGGGCAGUCAGUGAUGGGCCCAAAGGUCAGAGUCUGCUUCCAAAUGUCACAAGCUCUCGUCUGAAACUGAAUCACCUCAACAAUAAUACCCUCCACUACUAUGAGGAGAACUUGUACAGGGGUCAGGUGUUCAAUUGUUCUUACUUCGAGAUGAAUCUGACUGUGGUGAAGGGGGGCGAGAAGCACGACCUCACACUGGAAACACAUGAAGGAGUGGGUGAGUAUGAGGGGAAGGUGGCACCGUUCCAUGAUAACGUGACGAUCUCGUUCUUCCGGAGCUGUGACCACUGCCUGACAAUGAUCUUCAGGAGCGAUGGAUGGAACAACUUCUUCCUCAUCUACAGGAGGGAGGGGCAUCACGCUGAGGUGGAGGCGGCGAAGAAAGAACAUGGCGCAUUCCAUAAACGAGCCGAGUGUUUGGGCUUCCCCACGGAGCCGGCAUUCCACUACGACGGAACCUCAGGUUUCUGUCACAAAGAGCAUUCGUGAAGCAGCAGAAACGAAUAAAGAUCUAAAGUCUCA